CACGUCUGUCCGGGCAAUGCAGACUAGGAAACAGGCCGGCUGACACGGAGAGAGGGAGAGUCCAGCCAACGGGACCCGAACCCAAAGCUGUGCAUUCCAGAUACUGUACAUUAGGGGAAUAUAUAUUACGGCGAGGGUCUUAUUCCGACUGCACUUUGCAAUCUCCGCCCCCGUACUACCCCGAGGCACAGAAUGCAGGACGGUAUACCUCGCUUACCACCGUCCACCUGCUUAACAGAACGGAAGUUAUUAGAAAAUGCAGACUUUAUUGGUGUUGAAUACCAUUCGAUGCUCACAUGCAAAUCAAAACGGGGGGUGAAGCGAGAAGAGAGCAAGGAAACCUACAAAUUACCGCAUAGACUGAUUGAAAAGAAAAGACGUGAUAGGAUUAACGAAUGCAUUUCGCAGCUCAAGGAUCUUCUUCCCGAACAUCUGAAACUGACGACACUGGGUCAUCUGGAGAAAGCUGUAGUUUUAGAGUUAACGCUGAAACACUUAAAGGCUUUAACGACUUUGACGGAGCAGCAACACCACAGGAUAAUUGCUUUGCAGAAUGGGGACGCCACGCUGAAGGUACCCAAGAGGUCGGACCUGGAUGCGUUCUACUCCGGGUUCCAAACCUGCGCCCAGGAAGUUUUGCAGCAUCUGUCUGGCUGUGAGGGCCGGUCGUCCCGGGAGCAGCUCCUCAGCCACCUGCACCGAGCAGCCAUGCAGCCCCCGCCCAGUGGAGGGGAGCGGUCUGUUGGUGACAGAGCGAGGGAGAACUGUGUGCCGGUGAUUCAGAGGGCAGCGGCGUGCCAGCAACGCAGCAGUGACACGGAUACUGACAGCGGCUAUGGCGGAGAAGGCGAGCAGGGGCUUGGCCCGCCAGUUGGGACUGGCCACGGCAGCCUCGCUGUCCAGAUUAAAUCGGAGCCUGUGGACCCCCCGGCAAAGAGGCUGAAAGUGACUGGCCCUGAGUUCGGCUGUGACCUUGGUCUUUGCCCAGUGGGGGUUGGCGGGAUAGGCCAGCAGCCCCCGUUCUGCCUGCCUCUGUGUUUCAUCACCCCAUCUGCAGCUGUUCCCUACUUGACCCUCCUGGACAAGGGCAGCUUGGAGAAGUGUUGGUGCCCAGCCCCCUUCCCACUCUUGUGUCCCGGCAUUCCGGCGCUGGUCCCUGAGACUCAGCUGGGCCGGUUUCUGUCCCUGGAGCCAGCUGCCACAGUGGGGCUCUGCCCAGCCGGGUCCCAGGCAGGACUGCCGAUCGGAAUGGAGAGGGAUUUGAGUAGAUCCCCAGAGCUGCUCCAGUCACCAGCCGGUACGUCCUAAAGGUGGUCACACAGACCCUCUUCCUUGCCCCACGUCUUCUCUUUCUUCCUUCCCCUGCCCCCCCACACACUCAAAAUGUAGUGCUGGGCAGCAUGGGCCCUGUCCUCUGAAUUGUUUCCGGAGCUGGAGAGAAGUCUUGGGCUCUAAAAUUACUCGCCCUGAAACAUGAGUUUUGAAACUAAAUCAAUAUUCUGAUCUCCAAAUGUCUUCCAGAGAUCCAUCUUCUAAAAGUUCGGAACUUCUCAGGACUGGAAUUGGUGUAUUUGGAGUGCUACAGCGCAGACCAGGCCCUCUGGCCCACAAUGUUGUGCGGACUUUUUAACCUACUCCCAAGUCAAUCUAACCCACCCACCCUUCCUCCACAGCCCUCCAUUUUCUGUCAUCAUGUGCCUGUCUAAGAGUUUCUCAAAUGUAUCUGCCUCUGCCACCACACUCGGCUGCAUGUUUUACCACUGUCAAAAAAACCUUUAUCUCUGACAUUCUCCCAAUUAUUUUCUUCAGUCACCUUAAAAUAAUGCCUUCUGGCAUUAGUCAUUUCCACAACUGGGGUAAAAAGUCUCUGGCUAUCCACUCGAUCUAUGCCCCUUAUAUAUACCUCUAUCAAGUUGCCUUUCAUCUUCCAUUGCUCCAAAGAGAAAAGCCCUACCUCACUCACCAUUUUCUCAUAAGACAUGCUCUCUAAUCCUGUUAAUUCUUCUCUGCACCCUCUCUGAAGCUUCCACGUCCUUCCUAUAAUGAGGUGACCAGACCUGAACACGAUAUUCCAUGAGUGGUCAAACCAGGGUUAUGUAGAGCAGGAAUGUUGCCUCUCAACUCUUGAAUUCCUCUGACUAAUGAAAGCCAACACACCAAAUGCCUUCUUAACCACCCCGACCACUUUGAGGGAUCUGUGGACGUGGACCAGGAACCCACUGUUCCUUCACACCAUGAUAGAAUCCUGCUCUUCACUCUGUAUGCUCAUAAUGCUUUAGAACUCCAGACCCUAAUGCUGAAGCGUUCACUAUCAUUCAUUGUGGAGUUCAACCACCUCCCUCUGAUAUUUAUGUUGACCAGACGCAGGUCCUGGAAAAAUGCCCACUUUUGUUCACCCUUUCUUCCCCGUGUCUCCCCCCCCCCCCCCCCCCGGAAUUUCAUGAAGUAAUUAAACAGAGUGAGUAUUGAAUGGGUGACAGCUUCAAAGAAAUAGUUAAAGCUGCCCUAAAUAAAAGGUUUGCAUUGACAAUAGAAGCAAGCUGUAAAUCCCCGUCCCAGUCAGUCAAAUGUGAAUUUAAGAAUAAUAAAUAUCUUGCCCUCCGAGUCUCAACAGAAGAGUUAUCGUAGUUAUAGAGUCUGUGCUGAGAUACUACUCUGCCUAGAGCCAUUGACCUGUACCAUAGUCCUCCAUACCCCUGCCAUCCAUGCAGUUAUCCAAAUUUCUCUUAAAAGUUGAAAUCAAACGCACAUCCACCACUUUGGUGAUCGUGGAAUGCUUCUGAAUUAUGUGAUAACUCUUGUGAUUCUGGGCUGAAUUGCUUUUCCUCCGUCUCCACUCCCGCCUUCCACAGCCUCACCAUCCCUGAACCCUGUCCCCAAGCCCUGCCAGACAAUUGAAGUCAUGCAGUUGUCACCAAACUGAGGAGACGGCAGCCUCGGUGAAGCCUAUUUUUAGUUGUUGCCAAGGCAGCAGGGUUGGUGAUGCUGUGAAGUGUUAUGUAACAGCUGAGGCUCGCCCUUUCUUGAGCGCGAGCCAGAACUUGUAUUCAUCCUGGUUACAUUACUGCUGCUAAAUGCCUGAUGUGCUGAGUUCUAAAAUAUAGUGGAAAUGUACAUAUCUGAAGUGGCUCUUGUGAAUUGUAAAUAGUUGGGGAACAAUCAUGGAUCUUGUCUGAAGCUAUUUUUGUAGGGGAAUUACACGUGAUAACCACUGAAUAUUUUGUCUUGAACAAAACAAAUUUAUGAAGAAUUGUUGAAUAAUGUUUGCACUUUUUGUUGAUGCUUAUGCAGUCUUAAAUUAUUAAAAUAAAUACUGUCAGCAUUUAAAACCAUUAGUUAUAAGUAUAGCUUUUGGAUAUUCAUUGUAAAGAAAAACUAUAGAAGUUUUUUAACAAGCAAACAAACAUGGAGUACAUUUAAAAUUAAUAUCCCAGUGUAAAAGCAAAAGCUGUUUUUUAUAUUAUACUUAUGACAUGCAAUAGAAAAACUAAAGUGGGAUAAUCGGAUUACUCCGUUGUGUUG
Messenger RNA from Hypanus sabinus (Atlantic stingray), 3522 nucleotides. It is a transcript of the gene bhlhe41, whose product is annotated as basic helix-loop-helix family, member e41. The record is from RefSeq and is a predicted model, not a curated record. Gene Ontology annotation, cellular component: nucleus. Gene Ontology annotation, molecular function: DNA-binding transcription factor activity, RNA polymerase II-specific; RNA polymerase II cis-regulatory region sequence-specific DNA binding; protein dimerization activity. Gene Ontology annotation, biological process: circadian regulation of gene expression; regulation of transcription by RNA polymerase II; regulation of neurogenesis. NCBI's taxonomy places the organism in Eukaryota, Metazoa, Chordata, Chondrichthyes, Myliobatiformes, Dasyatidae. The coding region runs from base 193 to 1308 and encodes 371 amino acids. The transcript is spliced from 5 exons.